AUGGUCGGCUACACGCUCGACCAGGAUUACACGCCCUAUCCAAGUGCUGAUCCACCUAAAACUCUCACCAACCAGAUUGUGGUUGGCCUCGUGGACGACACCAGUUUCCAGUGGUGGGUGUCAGUGAUGGACGAGGCGAUCGGCUACUACCCAGAGGGCGUGUUCGACACGAGGUUCCCGGAGGCGGGGGGGCGGGUGGUGGACACCAGGCCGGGCGGCGCCCACACGUCGACGCCGAUGGGCAACGGCAUCCCGGCGUGCGGGGGCGGGCUCUUCGCCGCCACCGUGUUCGAGUACCUCGGCAUCAGCGCCAAUGGGGAGCUCUUCAACGACGCCAACCCGCUGGGUGUCGAUGACAAAAGGCCAGGCUACUACGUCGCCUACGGGAGGCGCCGGAGGGAUCUGUGA
Messenger RNA from Oryza brachyantha (malo sina), 408 nucleotides. RefSeq lists its product as uncharacterized. The record is from RefSeq and is a predicted model, not a curated record. NCBI's taxonomy places the organism in Eukaryota, Viridiplantae, Streptophyta, Magnoliopsida, Poales, Poaceae. The coding region runs from base 1 to 408 and encodes 135 amino acids. The transcript has 2 exons.